Impatiens glandulifera is the source of this 690-nucleotide messenger RNA. Its product is annotated as lachrymatory-factor synthase-like. The transcript has a single exon. The record is from RefSeq and is a predicted model, not a curated record. Bases 35 to 550 code for a protein of 171 amino acids. Lineage: Eukaryota; Viridiplantae; Streptophyta; Magnoliopsida; Ericales; Balsaminaceae.
AUAAAGAAGUUAACUUCAAUAUUUUGUUUACUCAAUGGCAAAUAUUGAAGUAGCAGAACAAAAGAGAUGGGAAGGCACAACCAAAUCCAAAAUAAAUGGGGUCAGUAAGGAUCGUGUAUGGCCUUUCCUAGCGGACUUCUUCAAUUGGCAAACAAUAUUUCUCGCCAUAGAGAGUUCUGUAGGAGUCGAGGGAAUUUCAGGAGAGAUAGUCUGUGUGAGGAAAGUGGUCCUCAAACCUGAAGCAAGCCUUGGCUGGGAGGGUAAAUAUAGUAGAUGGGGUUUUGAAAAACUUGUGGAAAUAGAUCAUAUUCGCAAAUGGAUGAGGUAUGAGGUUCUUGAUAAUACAUUUGGGUGUAAUAAUUAUGAGGCUACAAUAACUCUUUUACCUCUAGAAGGGAAUUCCGAAGGUUCUGAACUUGUUUGGUCGUUUUCACUUGAUCCGGUAGAAGAUGGAAGGUCACUAGAUACUAUGAUUGCUGCUUAUAAAGCAAACCUUGAAUCUGUUUCUGCUCGUGUGGAGCAAUUGUUUGGGAUUGAAGAAAAUAAGUAAAAAAUUUGUGGAUUGAAGAAUAAAAAAUAAGUAAAUGUUGUGAUGUCUCACAAUCUUACAUUAAUUAUUAUGCAUAAUUAAUAUAUGUUUUAUGGAUGUUUACUCUAUUGAUGAAAUAAUGGACAAAUGCAUUAUUCUCU